Uranotaenia lowii is the source of this 486-nucleotide messenger RNA. RefSeq lists its product as uncharacterized. The record is from RefSeq and is a predicted model, not a curated record. The transcript has a single exon. NCBI's taxonomy places the organism in Eukaryota, Metazoa, Arthropoda, Insecta, Diptera, Culicidae. The coding region runs from base 1 to 486 and encodes 161 amino acids.
AUGCAUAAAUUCGACGAUGGGUCAGUGAAAGUUGUGUGUCAUGAAUCUCGAUCACUCACCAAGGCCGAGAAAGGGUAUGGCCAAGUAGAAAAGGAGGCGUUGGCGCUAAUAUUCGGAGUCAUCAAAUUCCACCACUUUAUUUACGGCAGAAAAGCCGCUGUUCGCCGUAUUCGGUUAAAAAAAGGGAUUCAUGUUGUGCACACCACCAAUCGCCUAAAACGGUGGGCGCACAUAUUUCGGUCGUACGACUUCGAAAUAAAGCGCAUUUCAAAUGAUGACUUCGGCUAUGCUGACGUGCUUUCCCUGCUCAUUGAUACCAAAAUCAAACCGGAAGAGGAUUUCGUGAUUGCUUUCGUUCAUCUAGAGGAAGAAAUUACUGCUAUGAUCGAUGCGGCAAUUAACGUUUUACCAAUCAAUUUCAAACAUCUACAGGCGGCUACAAUCAAGGACAAAACUCUUCAAACGGUCAUCAAAUUCAUCCAGUAA